Messenger RNA from Cricetulus griseus (Chinese hamster), 865 nucleotides. Lineage: Eukaryota; Metazoa; Chordata; Mammalia; Rodentia; Cricetidae. The record is from RefSeq and is a predicted model, not a curated record.
UGCAAACAAGAGUGCAACUCUCCUGUGUCUCGGCCUGCACAGCUCAACCAUGUCCGGGGCAUCCUCCAGGAGCCUGGGGAAAGGAAGCUCGCCUCCGGGUCCGGUUCCAGAGGGCCUGAUCCGCGUCUACAGCAUGAGGUUCUGCCCCUUCGCUCAGAGGGCACUGAUGGUCCUGAAGGCCAAGGGAAUCCGACAUGAAAUCGUCAAUAUCAACCUGAAAAACAAGCCCGAGUGGUUCCUCAAGAAGAAUCCCACUGGGCUGGUACCAGUUCUGGAGGACAGUAAGGGUCGCUUGAUCUCCGAAUCUGUCAUCAUUUGUGAGUACCUGGAUGAGGCCUACCCUGACAAGAAGCUGUUCCCAGAUGACCCUUAUGAGAAAGCUCGGCAGAAGAUGACCUUAGAGUCAUUCUCCAAGGUGCCCCCUUUGGUUACAAGGUUUAUUAGGGGGAACAAGGAAGACCGCUCUGCCCUAAAGGAAGAAUUGAGGAAAGAAUUCUACAAGCUGGAGGAGGCUUUGACUGAUUGUCAGAGCGAAUUCCGUAUUGGGGAUGCUGUCUCUAUGACUGAUUAUCUUAUGUGGCCUUGGUUUCAACGACUGGAAGCCCUGGAACUCAAUGAGUGUGUGGCCCACACUCCAAAACUGAAGGGCUGGAUGGCUGCCAUGCAGAAAGACCCCACAGUAUCAUCGCACUUAAUUGAUGCCAAGACCUAUCGUGGUUUCGUAAAUCUCUACCUACAGGACAACCCUGAGGCCUGUGACUAUGGGCUCUGAAGGGCAAGAUUCCUCAGAAUUCAUGGCCAUCAUGGGUAUACCUACACAAUAAAGACAGACAAUGCUACAGCAUAUGUCUCUAAGAAAAUGAAA